Messenger RNA from Salvia splendens (bonfire salvia), 1272 nucleotides. RefSeq lists its product as uncharacterized. Bases 1 to 1272 code for a protein of 423 amino acids. The record is from RefSeq and is a predicted model, not a curated record. NCBI's taxonomy places the organism in Eukaryota, Viridiplantae, Streptophyta, Magnoliopsida, Lamiales, Lamiaceae. The transcript has a single exon.
AUGUGGUAUUGGGAUGAGGAUAAUCCGAGACAUAUAGAUGUGGGAACAAAAUUUGAUAGCAAAUUGCAGUUGAAAACUGCUGUCACAUUAUGGCAUGUGGGAACAGGUCGGAUGUAUGAGGUUAUGGAUAGUAAAUCAAGAAGAUGGCAUGCAGUUUGUAGGGACCCAUUUGGUCCGAAAAGAAAAGGCAGGGACCUUGGGCAAAGCUACCCAUGUAAUUGGGAGGUUAAAGCAACGUUUAAGAAACGUGAUGGUAGCUGGUCUAUCAACUCAUGUGUUGAUCGUCAUUGUUGCAUGGGAGAUCACGAUCUAAGUGAACAUGUUAAUCUUACAUCAUCCACGAUUGCUCCCUGUAUUCAAAGUCAAAUUGAAAACGAUGAUGAAUUCAAGCCUUCUGCAGUACGUACAUAUAUCAAAGAUAAAUUUCACGUGAAAAUCAGCUACAAGAAAGCAUGGUAUGCACGUAGAAAAGCUAUUGAGCUUGUAUAUGGUGGGUGGGAGGGAUCAUUUAGACAACUCCCCAGCUACCUGACUGAGUUGCAAAGUCAAAAUCCGGGGACAAUCGUUGAGUGGUUGCAUGACCCUGUAUUGAGUCAAGGUAAUACAAAGGUGUUCCGCUACGUAUUUUGGGCAUUUGGGCCAGCAAUAGAGGCGUUCCAACUAGCAAAGCCGGUCUUAUCAGUUGAUGGGACUCACCUGCGUGGAAGAUUGAAAGGUAAAUUACUUGCUGCAGUAGGUUACGAUGCAAAUAAGAACUGUUUGCCUGUUGCUUUUGCUAUUGUUGAUGAAGAAACAAACGAGAGUUGGAGUUGGUUUUUGAAUCUUGUGAGAGUGCAUAUUAUAAAGCAUGACCAGGAAGUGUACAUAAUAUCAGACAAACAUCAAGGCAUUAUAAAUGCCAUGAAGUCUGAUGUGUGGAAAAAGGUACCAGUUGGUUAUCAUCGAUACUGUUUAAUUCACGUUAGAUUGAAUGUGUUACAAAGACACAAAGGCCCCGGAGUGAAGAAAUGGGUAUGGAUAAUGGGUGAAGUAAUUGAGGAGCGGAGAUAUUGGACUGCAAGGCGUGAAUUAGAAAAGGUGAGUCCAGAAGCUCUGAGGUACCUAGAAACCACCAUAGAUAGAUCGCAGUGGACUAUGGCACACGAUGAAUUUCGUCGAUGGGGUCAGACAUCUACUAACAUGGCCGAGUGUUAUAACAAUGUGUUGUCAUCUGCGAGGGAACUCCCAAUUAGAGCUAUCAUUGAUAUUACAUUCUGGCGGACCAUCAACUAG